AUGGUAUCGCCUGAUAACCGACUUGGUGCACAGGGCGCCUCUGCCCCUGCCCAUGCUAUCAAUUGCCAGGUUCCGCGAAAACGACCUGGUUCUUGGGACAACAACCUAUCACCAGCUGGAAACCGGGCUGUAAAGAAGCGAGCACUCAGGGCUUGCGUCUCGUGUCGAGAUCGUAAGGUGCGGUGCGACGUUGUCAACGGCGGAGUGCCAUGCACCAACUGUCGGCUCGACGACGUCGACUGCGUCCUAAAGGCGUCAAAUCGAGGCAAGCACAAUCCCUCUAAACGUCAGCACCGCUCGAGUUUGGCGUUGAAUGCCACAGCUACGAGAGCAUCCUCACCUCUCGUUAAUAUAAACACGGACGCUGACACAGCCGCGUCUGGGUCUGCACCUGGCUCAGUUCCCACCACUGUCUUUUGCGCUGGCCCUGACCACAGCUCUGUGGCUGCUGGUCAGCCUCAAGAGCGCCACGUUAGCCAGCCACUGGCUCAUGAUGAUGAAGAAACGAUAUGCGAAGAUGACCAAGACGAGAACAACAGCUGGCACGACCGGCAAGAAGCAGAACAAACACGAUUAACACACGAGGCCCAGUCCCAACCGAACGGCACCGUACAUGAGGCGCAUUGCGAACAACAGCCACAGAAGCAACCUAAACAAGGGGCUGCGAUACGCUCAACGCCCUCCUCUCAGCCUGCCAACCCAACAACAUCUGACUAUCUGGUGGCUCUCGCUUUUCAAGGAUGGACUGAACAAGACACUGCAGAGGCCCCUGCUUCUCUAUCAAGAAUAGACGAUGUCGGCGUCUCAGCGAACACGCCUCAUACAAACCAAAACCAAGGUGAUUCGCAAUACCAUCUACCAUCAUAUAUCAGCCCCUUUCCUUCUCAUCUGGACAAGCAUGACUUUGAGUUUUUAGCUCGCAAGGACUGCCUGACUAUACCCGAUAAUCAGCUACGAGAUGAGCUUAUCCGGAUCUAUGCCUUUAUAGUCUAUCCCUUUAUGCCUGCCAUUGAUCUUAUAGACUUUCUUGAACCUAUUACAGGAUCAAGUGAGGGUGCUACUGUUAGUCUAUUAUUGUUCCAGGCUAUUAUGUUCUCCAGCGUUACGUUUGUUGAUAUUCAACUAUUGCAAAGUCAUGGCCUCGAGAGCAAGAGAGCAGCCCGAAAAGUCUUCUUUAACCGGGUGAAGCUUCUCUAUAGUCUAGGUUAUGAGACAGACCGUUUAACUCUGGUACAGUCGCUGCUCCUCAUGACAUACUGGUACGACUCCGACAGUGACGACAAGCAUACGUGGUACUGGAUGGGCCUCGCUCUUACUACAGCGCACAUAGAAGGACUCCAUCGCGACCUCGAGGAGCCGCAGCAGAUGACCAAGAAAAGACGGCUGCGACGCCGGAUAUGGUGGUCCUGCGUGAUACGAGAUCGACUGCUUGGGCUCGGCCUUCGUCGCCCUUCCAGAAUCCGGGAGGAUGAGUUCAGUGUCGAACUGUUACGACUUGAUGAUUUUGACAUUUCGGCUCCACCGCCACCUGCAGUCGCUAGGUUGCUCGUGGCUCCAAGCUACACGGGUAAAGAUCCAGUAAACCGUCAGAGAAUGGCCACCCUCUGUAUAGACCUCAGUCAACUGUGUAUUACGAUUGGGCGGAUUCUCCACUCCCAGUACACCAUUGCUAGCACGCCAGGGGGGGGCUCUAACUACCUGCGAAGAGCGAUCGUUCGACCCAGAAGCUUGAAGGAGCAGGCCAACAGCUUUGCAAAAUGCGAUGCUGAUCUCCAAGAGUGGUUUCAGAAUCUCACGUCAGAGUCUCGCUAUGUGCUUGGAGCCCGAGAUGAAGGGACCGCCACUGCGCAGGUGGAAAACUCCACGAUCAGGCUGCACAAGAUUCUGCUCUAUAUGAAAUAUCUCACGGCGAUUGGGGCCUUACAUCGGCCCCAGGUCUUCUACAGUGGCUCAGAUAGCAUCGAUUCGACACGCAAAGUAGAGUCAAGGCGCAAGCUAACUGAGGCCGCCGUGGCCAUUACCAAGCUUGCCUUUGAUCUACAGUCCAACGGCCAGAUGUGCUACGCGCCAACGAGUAGCAUCCCAGCGUUCCUAUCCGCGGUUUUGAUACACUUACUGAACAUACGUUCUCCAGAUGAGGAAACGCGGAACAUCAGCAUUGGUCGCUUCUGUCAGUGCCUUGAUGCAUUGCAUCAACUACAGAAUAUGUAUACGGCUGCCGACGAGGCGGUACAGAUCAUCAACAACAUGCUACAGAAUGCUGGCUUCAUGCUGCCUUUGCUUGGUAUAGGGAACUCGAUGUCAAAGGCUAGGAGCUCAAUGACGGGCGACAGGGUGUUCGCCGGUGGCGGCCCAAACAGAGCCACAGCAAAGAACUCGAGGCUGUUUUCAGAGACGGGGCCCAGUCGAGUUGCAACCGCAUAUCCAAGCCCGGUCCCUGCAGAAGGAAACCCGGUCGCCUCCCAAGAAGAAACGAUAUCCACGCCGAUCCCUGGAGCAGGACCAACGGGCGAUGCUCUUUGUAGGCAACCUUCAGGACAACCAUCAGCAGGCCCAAAUAUGAACCCAUCCGCUACACCAAACUUAAUGAAUAUCUGGAGCGCUGCAGGCUACAUGCACUCUGAGAGAGAUAUACCACUUCCCGCAGACCUGAUGGCUGGCAUCCAACUUGAUUUAGAUGCCUGGUAUAAUAUAGGGGAUAUCGUUGAUCCAGCCUUGAUGAACUUUGAUAUAGGGCUAGACUUUUUAAACUCUUAA
Messenger RNA from Fusarium venenatum, 2757 nucleotides. The record is from RefSeq and is a predicted model, not a curated record. NCBI's taxonomy places the organism in Eukaryota, Fungi, Ascomycota, Sordariomycetes, Hypocreales, Nectriaceae.